Spirodela intermedia is the source of this 1976-nucleotide messenger RNA. NCBI's taxonomy places the organism in Eukaryota, Viridiplantae, Streptophyta, Magnoliopsida, Alismatales, Araceae. The record is from the annotation of a GenBank genome assembly.
AUGAACAAGAGCUUCUCUAGUACCAAGGUAGUUGGGCAUGAACUGAAGAUAAAAUUGAGGCAACGAAGAUCAGUGGACUGGAGGAAUUUUGGUGCUGUUGCUGAAGCAAAACAACAAGAAGGUUGCGGUAAGCCUGUUUAUCACGUUCGUAAGUUGUAUCUUGCUUCUAUCAUGUGUUAUGGAAUUUUUGUUAUAGCAUUGUUGAUCUUAUAUUGUAGAACACAUGUUUUUAAUUAUGAUUUGCGAUAGUCCCUGUCUAGUUCCUAAAAAAAUGAAUUAAACAUAAGGUAACUUGGUGAGAACUGGGGACGUAGCUCAAAAUAGUGUUUUCAAUUUUCAUGAUAUUUCUAGAAGCAUAAUUUUUAUGCAAAAAUGGAUGUUUUUGCUUUAUCAGAUGACAAUGUUUGUUGGGAUAUGAUAAAAUGCAUAAAACCCAUAGUGGAUAUAAAUAGGUGAUUUCCCUGAUGCUUAUUUUAUUUAAUCGAUUGAACAUGAAAAAUCCUUGGGAGUUUUAAUUAAUUAAAUGAUUCAGAUCAUUUAUCAGACUUGUUACCUACUUCAAAGAGUGGAUUCAAAAUGUAUUAUGUGUAUUGGUGAAUCAAUUGAUGUAGCUAAGUGUCUUUGUCUAUAUAACUCAUUUAUCACUGUGAACCAAUUGGUGAAUCACGAACUGCUGUACAAAUAAUCUAAUUUUUCUUGUGAGAGAAAUUAUAAUACAUAUUUGUAACCUUUUGUAACUUUGAAGGAGCUUUUUGGGCUUUCGCUGCAGUAACUAGUGUAGAAGCAAUAAAUGCACUAGUAACAGGAAACCUCAUUACACUUUCGGAACAAGAAUUGAUUGAUUGUGAGGAAUAUGGAUCUAAAUGCAGUGCCGGUUAUAUUGAUGAAACCUACGAUUACAUGCUAAGGCAUGGUGGUAUUGACACCGAUACCAAUUAUCCGUUUAAAGGACACCCAGGAAAAUGCAAGCAAAAUAGAGUAAGCUUACUUCCCUUGUUUUCUGUACUUUUCAAUUCAUGAGAAAUAUUCUUUGCUCUGACUAUUUGCUUGAAGAACCGAGUAGUUAGCAUCAGUAGUUAUCGAACAGUUGUACGCAACAACGAGUGGAUUCUGAAAUCAGCAGUCAAUAGACAGCCUAUUACUUCUUUUAUCGAUGCCAGUUCAAACGACUUUCAAUAUUAUACUGGGGUAUGACAAAUGCACUCAUAUUCAGGGUUGCUUUUGUUAGUGAGCUUUACAAACUUGAUGUACUACGAGUUUUUGAGGACCGGUUUCAAAAUAUUAAAGGAAUCUUUGAUUUGAGAAAUACCUAAUGUUUUUAUUUUAUUAUUUUCCUUAGAGACAUGAGAUGUUUUAAACAUACCAAGUCUAGUGCCUCAAUAUCACUAAAACACGGGAUUAAUGAUAUAUCAUACACAUAGUCAAUCCUUCCUUCCCUCAAAUAUGAAAUAUUUUAAAUCUAUUUUGUUGCUUGUAAUCUAUUAUGGUUAUAAUAAAUAAAAAAAUCCUUCACGCUGAGGAUUUGUUAAAGCUAGCCCACAUCAUCUUGAGAAUAAUGCCUUUGAAGGUGUCUGAAAAGUUUUCUAUAUUUGCAGCCAACGAUCUUUUCAUGUAAAAAAUGAAGCCUUCUCUAUUUUCAGGGUGUUUUUGAAGGUUUCUGUCACACCAACUUGAACCAUGUAGUAACAAUCGUGGGCUAUGGUGAGGGAGAGGGGAAGGAUUUUUGGUUGAUAAAAAAUUCAUAUGGAAGCAAUUGGGGAGAAGGAGGAUAUAUGAAGUUAAGGCGCAAUGUUCAAGAAUCAAGUGGAAGUGUGGGAUUGCAAUGCCAGAAUAUUAUCCAACAAUGGGGCGAAAUCCAAAAGCGAAGAUUUCUGAUCAAUAAUGCGUGGAAGUGCGCUUUUUACUAUAUGAUAAAGUGGGAUGAGACUUUAUUGCAUACGUGUGCUCCACGAACUAUAAACAAUUUUAAGAAAUAA